AUGAAGAAGAAGGAGGCAAUGGCGAUGAAUGCGGCGGGUGGUGACGAAUCUAUGAAAUCUGCGCCCGUCCCUACAGCAUUCCCUCUGAGUACCGAUCUCAGGUUAUUUCCAGUGCUUCCGGAGCAAAAAGCGAAGCCAAUAAAGUAUGAGCCGUUCAGAUUGCAAUUUUGCCAUUACAGGGAAGAAGAGAAGCGCCAUAAGUGCCCCGUUGAGGGAUGCAACAAACGCUACAAAAAUCUACAGGGAGUACGUGCUCACACGCGCCAGGCGCAUGGCUCCACCGACGAAGCAGUUGCAUGUGGUGCCGUACCAUUCGAUUUAACAGCUGGUGUUUCUGGACAAGCUCUUGCAACUGUUGCCCAGAGCAGCUCAUCGGGGAGAAGCGCGAAUGUUCGCCCAUAUAAAUGUAAUCAGUGCCCGAAACGAUAUAAGACAAUUGCGGGAUUGAACAAUCACAUUCAGCAGGGCCAUCAGCGUAUCAAUCCCAAAGCGAAUAGCCUAAAACCGAUCCAGCGAAAGAUUGAUUUCAUGGCUUUUUUAUAA
Molecule: messenger RNA, 543 nt
Organism: Gongylonema pulchrum
Lineage: Eukaryota; Metazoa; Nematoda; Chromadorea; Rhabditida; Gongylonematidae
Source: the annotation of a GenBank genome assembly